UUACUUUAUUAGAUAUACUUAAUAAUAUAGAAAUAACAUGCUCACAAAUAUUAAUCAAUGCGAAUCUAAUUUGUCUUGCAAACACUAUUUGACAAAUAAAAAGAGGAAUUGCAGAUUGGAGAGAGUAAAAGGCAAAGAAUUUUGUGUUCAACAUAUUAUAAAUACGGAAAUCAGCAAUGAAACGGACGAUGGUGGAAACAGAAUUAGAUGUCCUCUCGAUCCUAGUCACACGUGCGACAAAAAAAAUCUCUCCAAGCACAUGCGAAAAUGUAAUGCCAAAAAGUUGAUUCCUACUGAUGCAUGGUAUGUUCCUGAUAUUAACUGUGAUCCAUCUGAAAAUAAAGAUGGCAUUGUUGAAUAUUUGAGGGAUGUAUCCAUAUCUGAAUGUAAAAGUCUUAUUGAUAAACUAAAGAAGCUUGAACUUGAUGAUCCUAUCCUGCAUGAGAAUGAACAUCCAAUUCAUAAUGCUUUUGCUGUUGAUAUCAAGGACAUGGAAAACUCUGUCUCAGCUUUGAGGCAGAUAAGACAAAAUGCAAAUUUGCUUGGAUUAAUGGAAAGACAAGGACUACUUGUUUCCCCAGGUUGUUACAUUGAAUUUGGUGCAGGAAGGGGGCAGUUUUCUAUAUCUGUCAUUAAAACAAUUCCGAUCGAAAAACAAAGUUUGUGUUUGUUUGUUCUUGUUGACCGAGGUACAAAUCGUAGAAAAUUAGAUGCAAAGCAUCGCCAGAGCGGUGAUAAAAUGAUGAUUAAAAGAAUCCGGUCCGACAUUAAAGAUCUUUGUAUAUCCAACAUUGAGGAUCUUCCUUCACAUCCAUUGGUGGCAAUAAGCAAGCAUUUAUGUGGUGUGGCAACCGAUUUUGCAUUAAAAUGCAUUGUGCGAACUUCUCCAAAGUCCAAGUUUCAUGGUGGUGUUAUUGCUCUUUGCUGUCACCAUCGUGUUAUUUGGGACCAAUACUGCGGAAAAGAAUAUUUUAAACAUCUUGGAUUAAGUGCCAGAGAUUUUUCAAUCAUUUCACUGAUGUCUAGUUGGGCAGUUUGUCAUUUCAAACCAAGCACAUCAACGAAUCCAGUUCCGAAUAAUGUAAAUAAGCUAGAUUUUCUAUCAAAUGAGGAGAAGACAAAAGUAGGUUUGAUUUGCAAAAAUGUGAUUGACAGAGGCCGAGUUAGUUAUAUGAUACAAAAUGGAUAUGAUUGUGUUUUGAUCGAGUAUACUGAAAAAUCUGUUUCGCUUGAAAAUGUUGCUUUGGUUUUUAGUAAAAAAUAGCAUUAAAUUUAUUGUUCAUUGUGUAAUUAAUAACUGAUUAAAAGUUUUUAUUGUGGGUUAUUUACAAAAUUGGAGACUUUUGGUAUUAUAUAGGCAAUUGAGAAGUCAGGUCUGCCAACAUAAUCGUGAUAGGAAUAGCUUCAAUCAUAAUUCACUUUUCAAUUCCAUAUGUACUUUCUCCUUCCAUAGCUAGAUAUUCAAAGCAGUUUAGCGUGUAUUUUUGGAGAAGAAAUAUUUCUGAGCUUAUUCAUAUUAAAUUUAAUAAAUGAAUCUUUUUAAGAUUGAAAAUACAUUCCAUCAUAGGUGGCAUUUUGAGUGAGAAGGAUUCAGUACAAGCCACUCUAUAUUGAAUAUUUGCGACAUCACAAGUAACAGCAUUUCUAAAUAUGUAAAUGUUUUUAUGAAUCUGUUAUUUAUAACUCAGCUGUUUUUAGCAUCAAACUACAAUAGAUCAAAGCACUGGCACUGUUGUUUUAUUUCAUAAAACUAUUUUUAUAAUUGAGGUGAAACAACUGAAUUGUGAUACUUAUUUUUGGAAAG
Styela clava is the source of this 1804-nucleotide messenger RNA. Its product is annotated as tRNA:m(4)X modification enzyme TRM13 homolog. Gene Ontology annotation, biological process: tRNA methylation. The record is from RefSeq and is a predicted model, not a curated record. Lineage: Eukaryota; Metazoa; Chordata; Ascidiacea; Stolidobranchia; Styelidae.